Molecule: messenger RNA, 3022 nt
Organism: Etheostoma spectabile (orangethroat darter)
Lineage: Eukaryota; Metazoa; Chordata; Actinopteri; Perciformes; Percidae
Product: tetraspanin-5
Exons: 10
Coding region: 350-1168 (272 amino acids)
Cellular component (GO): plasma membrane
Source: RefSeq, a predicted model, not a curated record
UCAAUCAAAUGACAGCCAUAUCUAGAUUAUGGGUCAGAUCAUCGGUUUUAAUCUGGUUGACUUUAGUGGAAUCCUUUCCCCGUUCUACCUUUGGAGAUCCAUAUCAGGAAUAAAUUCAUACCUUUACUGAUCCCGACAGACUGAGCGCUCCUCUGCAGCUUCACCUGCGUCUUUUGUCAGCGGAAAUACAGGACGAUGUUUAUUAGACGCUGAAACAAUUGACGGCCCGUUUGACAAGCCUUUAAAGAAAAUAAGGUUUUUCCACAACCAGGCUGUCAAACACUAGAUGAGAGGAGCAUAGAUGUGAUUCGUUUCCGACUGCGGGCGUUUAAGACAAAAACCUAUCCAAAUGAUGUCAGGAAAGCAUUUCAAGGCUCAUGAAGUGAGCUGCUGCAUCAAGUAUUUCAUCUUCGGAUUCAACAUAAUAUUUUGGUUCCUUGGAGUGGCGUUCCUCGGCAUUGGGUUGUGGGCAUGGAGCGAAAAGGGUGUUCUCUCCAACAUCUCCUCCAUCACAGACCUGGGGGGCUUUGACCCAGUCUGGCUCUUCUUGGUGGUGGGUGGUGUGAUGUUCAUCCUCGGAUUUGCUGGUUGCAUUGGAGCUCUGCGAGAAAACUCUUUCUUGCUCAAAUUUUUCUCUGUGUUCCUGGGUAUCAUCUUCUUCCUGGAGCUGACUGCAGGAGUCCUGGCCUUUGUCUUCAAAGAUUGGAUCAAGGACCAGCUCAAUUUUUUCAUUAACAACAACAUCCGGGCCUACAGAGACGACAUUGAUCUGCAGAACCUGAUAGACUUUACCCAGGAAUAUUGGGAGUGUUGUGGAGCGUUUGGAGCUGACGACUGGAAUUUGAACAUCUACUUCAACUGUACUGAUUCCAACCCAAGUCGUGAGAAAUGUGGAGUGCCCUUUUCCUGCUGCACCAAAGAUCCAGCAGAGGAUGUCAUCAACACUCAGUGUGGCUACGACAUCCGAGCAAAAACGGACUCUGAGCAGCGGAACUUCAUCUAUAUCAAAGGAUGCGUUCCUCAGUUUGAGAAGUGGCUUCAAGAAAACCUGACAGUGGUGGCAGGCAUCUUUAUAGGGAUUGCAUUACUACAGAUUUUUGGCAUCUGUUUAGCACAAAAUCUUGUGAGCGACAUUGACGCCGUGAGAGAGAGCUGUUUGUUUACCUAAGACCUCCACAGAAUCUCCAAAGGCAAGAAGGAUGUACCAGGACUCUGUUUUUUGGACGCCAGCGACGAAAGGGAAAUAAAUGAAUCCGCUAAUGCAUCCAGAACGAAGAGUCUCCUUCACAUGUAAAUAGCAAAGGUUAUUUUUAGACUUAUUUGAGGCCCUAUUUCUGAAUGAAGCACCAGCUCUAAAAUGUAUUGUAGUUCUCACACAGUACAAAAUAAACAAAUGCAAUGUAAAUGCUUUACAGUAAAAACAGCCAUGAUGGUGAAUGGUGGCUCAAAGUCUCAGUUCAGCUUUCUUUAGUUUGUAAGCCUGUAAAGGAGGAGGGGAAAGGGUCGCAACUUGUAAACAGGACAAAUGAUGGUAGAUUGGAUGUUUUUAUCAGAGGCAGUGCUUCAUUCAGAAAAGAAUUGGUUUUCUAUGUCUCACAGCUGCAGUUUUUAACACUGCAUGGAAGGGUUGUGUACAAAGAUAUAAAAGUGAUUCUGGAAAUGCACUGCAUGCCUAUUGUCUACUGGUAGGACAUUGGCUCCCCUAAAUGUAUUUCAACAAUGUAACGUAUUUUAAAAGUAUUUGUAAAAUAUUUACUAUAGUUUAGCGUGAAUCGGCUGGUUAGCACUUUUAUUAAAUGUUUAAUUGAAUCUACUUAAAGCGAUGGGGAAUUUUACUUUAGAUUAAUUUGUAUGUGUGACAUUAUGCUCAUAUUCUACAGGUACAUACAGUAUGUAAGGUGGAUAUAGUAACAUGUAGUAUCACAAUGGGAUAGGAUUGAUGCUGUAGGCUUGUCAAAGUGGCAGUUUGUCUGCCGAAGGUUUUGGCAGCGGCAUUUAAUCAAAAAUGUCUAAAUGUACUGAGAGAGACCAGAAGAUGUGGCAACCAAAUCUAAACUCAGCCUUAAGCACUUUAUUAUUCAUAUAAGAGUGAUUUGUGUCAUGGUGGAUUAUUUAAGUCAAGCAGCAUCCACUGGAGGGUGCACUUAAAAGUGUGCGUCUGUAACUUCAUGGGGCUCCAUAGUGUCAGACCAUUUUUACAAAAAGCAGUUUGACAGAAAACGUUUAUUUUAGCACACUAUGCGUGCUGUGCCAUUCCUUGCACAUUACCUUACUUUCAGUGUUCAUUCAGUGAUUUUCCUCUGUCCUUUUAGUUGUUGCCGAUGUGUUUCAUUAAUGGAAGCUGCCUAAUUAAUUAGAUACCUUUUGUUUGUUGUGUUAGAUAUUUUUGAUCUGUAAGUUUUCACUGGAAAAUUAGGAUACAAGCUAUUUUCAAAGCACAUGAACCCAUGCUGGUGCUGCUUGGUGGAACUGACCUGAACGUAGAAAUGAUUCAUAGCCUACAUACACAUACAUUACUUGAAAGUAGAGCACUCAGUGCUCUCUCACCAGCAUUAUUUUAAAUGCAAACUUUGGAACUGAGAUACAACUCAUAUUAUGCUCUUUUUUCUAGACAUUCUAGACUGAAAGCAUAUCAUUUUGUAUCAACCCAUAGAACUGUACAGCAUGAAAGUAAAAGCAGCCGAUUUAUGUAAAGGCGGUAUGAACCCGCAGUUUGUUACAUAGCUUUUCCUUUGCAGUCAAAUAUUCUGCAGCCUUGGUUAAUGAAUUGAACAUUGCUUUACAAAUAUAUUGUGUAAACACACAUAUAUUUAAAUCGUAUAGUAAGAUCCCUUUUUCCACUAAAAGCCUCAUAUGAUUGUUGUUGACUGAUCACACUUUUUCUUACCACUCAGUGCCAUAUUUGUGAAUUAUACAUACUCCUGAUUAUAGCUUUUUUUCCCUGUGUACUCCUGAUUCUUGUAAAUACCUGGGUCGUGACAAGUUGUAAAUAUAUAUCUGAAUAAAUGUGGGCCUUUGUAAA